CUCUCUCCCAGCAUUUCGGGAGACAGCCCGUCCCGUCUAGCAGCCGCUGGCCUCAUCCAGCAGCCCCCACCCCGGACACCCCAGAUACCCCGCACCCGGGGACCUGCAGGCCCCGGCAUCAUCUACCCCAGCCCGGGGACCACCAUCCAGACCCCUCCAGGAUGCUGAUUGCUGCCUCCCACCCUACAGUUUCUGCCUGGCUCCUCCCGGCUGGAGGUGUCUGUGCUCCCCCCCAGCACAUCUGACACCCUCUCCCCACCCCUGCUGGGUGUCUGAUCUCCAUCACCCCUCUCUCCUCCUUCUCUCUCAUCACAUCCCUCUUCUAAUAAGGAUGCUCCAGUUAUAAGGACCAAGCAGCCCUUCUCAGGAUCACCCCCCCUCCCUUCCCCUACUGUAUCCCAAUCUGAUCACCCCCAACAAGGCACCAGGAUGGGGAAAGACCAGGAGCUUCUCCAGGCUGUCAAGACUGAGGACCUGGGGAUGGUCCACAAGCUGCUGCAGAGACCCAAAGCAGGCAAAGCCAAACUCCUCGGAUCUGCAAAAAGAGUAAAUGUCAACUUCCAAGACCCGGAUGGCUUCUCGGCCCUCCACCACGCGGCACUCAUCGGGAACACGGAGCUCAUUACUCUACUCCUGGAAGCCCAAGCUAACGUGGACAUCAAAGAUAACAAAGGGAUGAGACCUUUGCACUACGCAGCCUGGCAGGGCAAGAAGGAACCGAUGAAAAUGCUUCUGAAGUCCGGCUCGGCCGUGAACAUCCCGUCGGAUGAGGGGCAGAUUCCUCUGCACCAAGCGGCGCAGCACGGGCAUUACGACGUGUCCGAGAUGUUACUCCAGCACCAGUCCAACCCGUGCAUCAUGGACAUUUCGGGGAAGACCCCACUGGAUCUGGCCUGUGAGUUUGGAAGGGUUGGGGUUGUGCAGCUUUUGCUGAACAGUAACAUGUGUGCGGCUCUGCUGGAGCCCAAACCCGGUGACAGCACCGAUCCCAACGGCACAAGCCCCCUGCACCUGGCGGCCAAGAACGGCCACAUCGACAUCAUAAGGCUCCUGUUGCAGGCUGGCAUAGACAUCAACCGGCAGACAAAGUCCGGCACGGCGUUACAUGAGGCUGCUCUGUGUGGAAAGACGGAAGUUGUACGGCUCCUGUUGGAUAGUGGAAUUAAUGCCCAUAUCAGAAAUACUUAUAACCAGUCAGCGUUGGACAUCGUGAACCAAUUCACUGGCACCCAAGCCAGCAAAGAGAUCAAACAGAUGCUGAGAGAUGCUUCCGCAGCUCUUCAAGUCAGGGCUGUAAAGGAUUAUUGCAAUAAUUACGAUUUGACCAGUCUGAAUAUAAAGGCAGGAGACGUUAUUACGGUGCUGGAGCAGCAUGUCGAUGGGCGCUGGAAAGGAUGCAUCCACGACAACCGGACGGGCAACGACAGGGUGGGAUACUUCCCAUCCAACCUGGUGGAGGCCAUCAGCAAGAGAACAGGUUCUUGGGUUCUAUUUCACCAAGAGAACCCGAGGCCGCAGCACGUGGCCCGCAAGGUGCCGGUGGCUAACGGUGACUCGUAUUAUUCCUUCCACUGCCUGGUGCCGCCGUCCCACUCUCAUCCAAUGCUUUUCAGUUCGUUUGGUUAUCAUAAACCUUGCAGUAGCGCAGGGGAGCGGCACUAUGCACCAGGUUCCAGAGGAUCCGAGUCCAGCCCAUCUCAUAUGUCUCCAGGCCCAACUGCGAUGGCGCCAGCUGAGGAAAUAUGGGUGCUAAGGAAACCGUUUGCAGGUGGUGACCGCAGCAGCGUGGGCAGCACAGGAAGUGGCACCAGUGGGCGGAGCUCUGGGAGCGGCCAGAGUGCGGGCAGCGCCCACGCCAUCCACGCUGGCGCCGAGGGGGUCAAGCUGCUCGCCACUGUCCUUUCCCAGAAGGCAUUGGGGCAGGAGCCCGGAAAUGCCUGCGAAAGCCACGCAGGAACCCCUCGGCCUCAGAGCGUCGCAAGCUGCCCGUACAACGAGCAAUCGUAUGGCGACGCCACCAAGAAAACAGAGGCGCAGACAGAAGGGAAGAGCUCAGAAGCGGUGUUUCAAUGGCUGUGCAAAUUCCAGCUCCAGUUGUACGCUCCGAACUUCAUCAACACCGGCUACGACAUCCCGACCAUCAGCCGCAUGACCCCCGAGGACCUAACGGCCAUCGGGGUCACCAAGCCCGGACACCGGAAGAAAAUCUUCUCGGAAAUCAACAGUCUGAACAUCGGAGAAUGGCUUCCGGAGUAUAAGCCGGCAAAUCUCUCCCUGUGGCUUUCGAUGAUUGGACUCGGCCAGUAUUAUAAAGUACUGGUGGAAAACGGCUACGAGAACAUUGAUUUUAUUACGGACAUUACCUGGGAAGACCUGCAGGAGAUCGGGAUCAUAAAACUGGGUCACCAGAAGAAGUUGAUGUUGGCCGUUAAGAAACUUGCCGAGAUCCAAAAGUCAGAAUAUGGCAAGUAUGAAUCUGGUAGCAUGAGAAGGAGAGGACCUCAGAAGAGCAUCGAUGCAGUCUCCAUAGAAUCUCCUCCUCCCGAUGCAGACUGCCAGUCUCCCAAAAUGAAGACCUUUCAGGAGAGCGAGUUGAGUGACGAGUUGCAAGCGGCCAUAACAAGCGAGGGCCCUGAGGGUUCUGAGAAGCAGAUAAACCAUGUGACCCACCAGAGAGAAGGAUCCGGAUAUAGGGGGCCAUCCCGUCUUCACCAUGAGAGCAGCCUUAGUGGUCGAGCUAGACACAUGAGCAGCUCCCAGGAGCUCCUUGGGGAUGGAGGCAAAGGUCCAAGUGCAGUGAUGUCGAAGAGCCAGGAGUACUUAACAGAUGAGGUGAGGAGGGAAGAGGUGAGUCGAGAUUCCAGGCCUGGUAGACAAGGACAUUCCAUAAAGAAAGCAAGUAUUCCACCAGUGCCUGGAAAGCCAAGGCAGUCGUUCCCUCCUGCUGGGGCAAAGAGCUACACUCCACCUCAAACUCCUACCAAGGCAACUCCAUCAUCCCCACAAGCAACUGCUAAAGUGAAACCUACGCCCCAACUUCUUCCACCUUCGGACCGUCCCAUGUCCCCCCGCUCACUUCCUCAGUCCCCCACACACAGGGGUUUUGCUUAUGUUCUUCCACAACCCAUCGAAGCUGAGGGUGCACCCACACAUCUGGUUCAAGCAGUUCCAGUUCUGCCCGUGUCCGUGCCAGUGCUGUGCUUACCGCCUGCAGAGAGCGACGGAGAGGAUAAUGAUGAAGACGCAGGGGAAGGAGAACGCGGGGACCAUGUGCGGCCCAAGAAACGAGCACACAGCCUAAAUCGAUAUGCAGCCUCUGACGGGGAGAAAGAGGAGCUGCUGGUAAUAGAUGGGGGUCCCUAUGGCACCGGCCAGAGACGAGUGGGUAGAAGCCAUUCGGUGAGAGGACAGUCAGGAGUAGACAAAAAUGUGAACCGCAGCCAAUCCUUUGCGGUACGGCCCAGAAAAAAGGGGCCACCUCCACCACCACCUAAACGAUCCAGUUCAGCCAUUUCUGGGACCAACCUCGGUGAUGGAUUGUCUGGUGAUUACAUGGGAGAGGGAUAUCGGGAACAGCGGAGAGCCAGUGAUUUUGGGGGGGUGGUGGACACUGGUAGUGCCGGCAGCGUAAAGAGCAUAGCUGCCAUGCUGGAACUCUCAUCCAUUGGUGGUGGGCCAAGGGCACUAUCUGGACAGAGACCUAGGGGGUCAGAGGUUUAUUGCGCUCACCUCUUACCCCAUCCUGGCAGCCCCGAACUUCACCGGCUUCCAGGCAUCGUGGCUGGAGUUAAGCAUCGUGAAGCUAUCGGGCUGGAUGGAGAGGUGGUAAACCGCAGAAGGACCAUCAGCGGCCCGGUUACCGGGCUGGUACAUGCAGCUCGCCGGGAGCGCCAAGAGGUUUCAAAACCCCCAGACUCCCCUCGCAGUCCCUCCGAUGUUAUGCCCUUUGCAGAAGAACGCAAACAGACCGUAAAAUACCGCGCAAGGCCGCCCAGGACGGAACACCAAGACUCGCAGGUGGCAGAACCGAAACAAGCAGACCUUUCGUCAGUCGAGUCCAGCGUGACACUGAAACGUAGGAUAAAAACCAGACAAGGCCAGCACUCCGGAGAUGUCAAGUUCCUGCUAACAGAAUCUGACACAGUGAAGCGCAGACCCAAACCUCGAGACAAGGACGGCGCAAGCGGUGGGGUAGAACCGCUUUCCGUGUACCAGAAUGGAAUGGGUACGGUGAAGCGCCGUCCUGUGUCCGAAAUGGUGGCAGGAGGAGGCAGCACACGGCAGGAUAGCACAGAAAACAUAGCACAGACCCCCGAGCGCAGCAACAAACCCCCCGUCUCGCCCAAACCUGCCAUCCUGCCGCAGGCUGGGAAGGGUCAUGCGCCCUCUACGCCAACGAUCGCAAAGAAGCCUGGUCCUACAGGAGAAGUAAAGAAGGUGAUGGGGACUCCUCCUCCUGUCUCUCCCAAACCCACUCCUCCUCCAACAGCCCCGAAGCCCACCAAACCUCAUGCGCUCAUCCAGUCCUCCAGCGCAAGUUCAACCCCAGCACCCUCUCCCGUCAAACAGCCAAAUAAUGUCAAACCUUCCAGCACACCCCCGUCUCUGUGCUCCAGUCCUGCCAAGCCCCUGUCUCCGGGUCACCCGCUGCAGGUGCCAAUCAAACCCCCCAGACUGUCCAUCACUAGCUCUUCCAUAGAGGGGGGCAGCAGCGAGGCUGCACAGCAGAAGAUAGAGGAGACCAGUGCAUCGCUGGCGGCUGCACUACAGGCCGUGGAGGAGAAGAUAAAACAGGAGGAUGCGCAGAAAGAUACAUCCCUGGAAGAGAAGAGCACAGUCAGUAUUCUGGAUGACAUCGGCAGCAUGUUUGACGAGCUUGCGGACCAGCUGGACGCCAUGUUGGAGUGAAGCUACAAGGCCUUUGUGUGGUGGUAGCCUCACGGCGAGAUCACAUUGACUGCUUCUUGCCUUCUCUCCCCUUGCUGGGUCCUGUACAGACCAUUCUCCUCCUCCUCGGACCCUUCCGGUCUCUCCAGGAUCCUCCAUGUCCCUGAAAAACACUUUGAAACUCAGCACAAACGAGCAAUGCCUAAUACCUCAGGAUUGUGCCCAUACCCUUGGGGGCAGCUCGGGGGGGGAGGUCUGGACGAGAUGUUUGAACGCCAGCUGGAAGUUGGCGGAAGAUUCUGGUUUAUGCCGAGUCCCGCGUUAACCACACGACGGGGUUUCCGUGCGGUGUGUAGAGGACCGAGAUGGACUUUAACCGCUUACUUGGUGAACACGUUGAUGUGCAAAGCACUAUGGGAGAAAAUGAGGAUGUCCGCUAGCGAAAGAAAACCCAAACAUAUUUACGACUCCCAACGCGCCGAAAUCUUCCUGUUAUGUUUCAAUCUAUUCCGUCUCAUUGUGAGGUUGUAUCGGUGAAAGAAACAGAUUUCAUUG
Molecule: messenger RNA, 5442 nt
Organism: Spea bombifrons (plains spadefoot toad)
Lineage: Eukaryota; Metazoa; Chordata; Amphibia; Anura; Pelobatidae
Gene: CASKIN1
Product: CASK interacting protein 1
Exons: 21
Coding region: 430-4908 (1492 amino acids)
Molecular function (GO): protein binding
Source: RefSeq, a predicted model, not a curated record